GAAGGAGGGAUGUGUCCUAAUGGCAAAAAACUUUACGCUUUUUUUCUUUGUGUGCCGGUCAGAGAAACGUCCAGUCUAAAAUCUGAAACUGUAGAAGUUACUUGUUGGAGGAGUUGAGGCAGGCACGUUUUCCCUCUUGUCUCUCAGUUCAUUUUUCCAACCAUUUUCCUCUCUCAAGCAUCCACAUUUCCAGAGGAGCCUUUUCUGUGUGACCACUUCUGUAGGCAGUCCUACAGGAGAUGACAUUCCUCAUGGCACUUCAUCUGAUUGGUCUUUCUGUGAUGCUGUGGUCCAGCAGUCCCAGUCUGGCCACACCCCUCCCUUUCAACAUUUCCUUGGAGGGCAGUGCAGAGGGGGAGGAGCUGGGCAGCCUCAUCCCCACCCCUUCCCCACCUGCCACCAGUGGCCCCGCCUCAGAGUCCCCAACCACCUCAGAUGGGUCCACCCACGUAGAGCCCUUCCUGCUCAGCCUGAUGGUUCACUUCCUGCAGGAGAACAUGCUCCUCAUCCUUGUUGCCUCCAUCCUCUUCAUCACCAUCUUCCUCAUCCUCUGCUGUGCUUGCAUCAUGAGCCGCAAACGGAAGGUCAAUGCCUACUACCCCUCGUCCUUCCCCUCUAAGAUGUACGUGGACCAGAGGGACAAGACCGGAGGUACCAAGCUCUUCAACGAGGUGCCAGAGAAACCCUCCAAUGGGCAGCAGGCUGAACCAAUGGAUUCCAGCAAGCAGCUCCAACAAGACAUCAUGAGGGCAGCCAAGAACCUCCGCACUCCCUCCAAACCUCCCCUGGGCGAGCGAGAGGGAAACAACCCAACACAGAUAGCUGCAGCUGCAGAGAAAAGUCCUGAGGUGAAUGUUCAGGCUGAGGGAGAAAUCAUAGAGAAAGACAACGAGCCAUCGAUUCCACCUGAGCAGAGCGAGGAGGAGGUAUGCCAGCUCUCAGACAGUGAGGCCCAACACUGCAGCUGCCCCAAGCAGCCAGAGAUCCUUCCAGGACAUAUAGGCCUAACAGAGGAUGAUGAGUCACUCACAAGAGCUGCGCUUCCAUCUGGCCCAGGGCACUCACAGGCCCAGCAGGAAGGGGAUAGUCAGGAGGACUCCACUGUCACGCAGUCUAUUCCGUUGAUCACUGGGGAGAAAACAGCAUUUUAACUAUGCUGGACAGUGGACCAGUGGAAGAAGUUAUAGCAAGACAGGCUCAUUGUUAUGGCUGGAAUGGAAUCAAUGGAACGGAGUCAAACAUGUGGUUUCCAUAUGUUUGAU
Molecule: messenger RNA, 1262 nt
Organism: Coregonus clupeaformis (lake whitefish)
Lineage: Eukaryota; Metazoa; Chordata; Actinopteri; Salmoniformes; Salmonidae
Gene: tmem119b
Product: transmembrane protein 119b
Exons: 2
Coding region: 240-1151 (303 amino acids)
Biological process (GO): positive regulation of osteoblast differentiation; positive regulation of bone mineralization; positive regulation of osteoblast proliferation
Cellular component (GO): plasma membrane
Source: RefSeq, a predicted model, not a curated record